UCCCGCACAUUAGGCGCACCACAUUCGGAGUUCCCUCGCACACCAACACCGAAAACAAAAAUGAAAUUGGGUACAAAGAUGAAAUAAUCGACGCAAUGAAAAGUAUUGUAUCUCAGUUAAAGGCUUCCCCAAAGGGACAGCUCAAAUAUGAAAGAGAUCCUAACAUUGAAAAGGAAUACUUUGACAAAUAUCUGUCACCCCCAAAGUUGAGCACACACCACUCCGAGAUGUCAACACAGAACAGUUUUUAUGUACAAGAGGAAGAUGAGGGAGAAUCAUCAGAGAGUGACAUAUCUGAGAGCAUAAGGAACCUGAAGGUUCAAAUUAAAAACAAAGUCAGGAAACCAAACAAGGCGAAAGUUCAGUUCACCACCAAGAACCACCCCUCUGUGAGUGACAUGACUAUCCAGGUAUCUAACAGGAGAUCAGACCCUACAUACGCGGACACUAAAAGAAACGCCGGUCAAAUCAAAGUCAGCUUCAGUAACGAUCUCUGUAAAGAUAACCACAAAAAGAAGGGGCGAUUGACGGAGAAGCCAUUGGAUCUACCAAGUGUUGAUAAGGCUGCCUCAGAGAAGUUUAUUGUGUCACCGGAGUACAACAGAAGUAGGCGAGGCAUUCAAGAUUACGAAGAGGAACGUAUUAAAGAGUCAAAAACUGAAUUUGAAAGAAAAAGACGGCAGUUUAAGGAAGCUGGGAGAAAAAUCAACAGGAAAGCAGAAAGGCAAAUUAAUGAGUAUGAAAACAAAAGGCAAGAAAAAGCAGCUUCACAACAGAAACAAAUGGAUCAGCUGGAGAAGCAAGGGUCAGCAGAGUUGUUGGAAAAGCAGAUGAAAAUGAUACAGGGCUAUAUUCAUCAUGCAAAGAUGGUGGAAAAGAAACAAGAGAGAAUUCAAGAAGAAAUGAAGAAGAAGGAGGCAGAAAGGCUUAAGAUAUUGGAGAAAGUUAAAAGCAUUGUGAGUGAUUCCAAGACUAUCCUCGACAAAGUAAAAACAAUGUACAAUGCCUAUGCUGCGAAGCUCCCAGAGAGUGUAGCUAAAGGAAUACAGAGCGCCCAGCAGAGGUAUAACAUGUCACAGCAGAUAGUGUCUCCAGAGGACAGCAGGCCAGAGAUCACAAAUCAACAUAUCAUCACUAUCACAGAAAACUUCAGGUUUCUGUCCAACACCCACGACUUUGUCAAACAAUCCAUACAGGAGGUAAAAGAGAAAGAGAAGGAGGCGCUGGAGGCCAAAGUGAAGGCAGAAGAGGAGGCGAGGAAGAAGGCAGAGGAAGAGGCCAGCAAGCCAGCCGAAGCUGCCUCCUCUGUUGGUUCUCCUGGACAGCCAUUGGUCUCCUCCACUCCUAUACCAGGAGCCACCUCCCAGGAGACGCAGGGGGCAACAGGUGGGGUCCCAGUGGCCACAGGUCCCACAGCAACCCCACAAAUCAGUCCAGCAGAGGGAGAGGUCCUGUGUGUAGACAUGGAAGCUUUCCAGGAAUACACCGGACUUCAACAAAUGCUCAAAGAUGCAGAGGAAGCCAUACAGGUCUUGUCCUCUACUCAACAGCUGAAGAAGAUGAAGUUUGAUCUUCAGAAGGCGGUGAACAUCCCUAUCAAUGCUAUAUCGGCUGUUAGUGGGGCUCACCUGAGAGACAAACUGCAGCGCCUCCUGGUGUUACUGUCAGGUCAACAAGUGGAGAUAAGCAAUAAAAGGGUCUCCGUCAGAGACCACCCAGCUGCUCUACCAUUCUGUAAAUACCUCAUUGCUAAAAUGGUAGUGAGAAAAGGUGAGGAGCAGGUGUCGUCUAUCUUUGAGUCGGCCUUCCCCUUGGCGGCGGUGAUGGUGGGGCUGCUGACCCAGCACCCAGACAUCCGGGACCUCCUUCUGGCUCACUUCCACUCCCUGUGUCCCUACACGGUCCCCUACCACAUCCCCCGACAGGACCAGCAGUCAACUGAGGAAUACCACAAAGCACUGGGCUACAAAUAUGACAGUGACGGAAAUGUUGAGAAACAGGACAAAUUUUUGAAGCGAAUGUCAGGGAUUAUGAGAUUAUACACCUCUAUAAUGGUCUCUUCUCCCCCGCGACAACAGAGUACUCACCCAUUUGGGAUUGAGCAUGCAUGGAUAUGGUUGUCAAGGGUGAUGAACAUUCAACCUCUUCCUGAUGUCACGGCUACCAUGGUGUUUGACCUCCUAGAGGUCACAGGACAUGCUUUGUUUCACAAAUACAAAAAGCAAUUUCUGAAAAUGCUUCAUAUAUUGAUACGCGAAUUUCUACCCAAACUGAAAUCAGUAGCAUCAUCAGGAGGAGGAGGUCCUGUAUCUAGACUAGAGGCCCUGAUCAAGGCUAGCAUACAGAGACAGGGACAAAUUCCACCACCAGAGGGACUACUUCCUCCUAACUUCUGGUCGUCAUAAUAGUAGAGGCCCUGAGAAGUCUAGCAGCGAAAGAAAAAUCCCACUACCAGAGGUUUCCCCCUCCCUAACUUCUGAUCUUGAUACAAACUUGAUAAUGUACAGUGUGUACUUAUGCACAUAAUGUUUAUGUCAGUUAAGUACAGUAAUCAAGGGCUGAUGCUUCUUGACAAAAGAAUUGCUAUUUAUAAUCAAAAUCAGGUUAGAACUACAAUUUUUGUCAGCUUCUGAUCUUGAUACAAACUUGAUAAUGUACAGUAUAUACUUAUGCACAUAAUGUUUAUGUCAGUUAAGUACAGUAAUCAAGGGCUGAUGCUUCUUGAGAAAAGAAUUGCUAUUUAUAAUCAAAAUCAGGUUAGAACUACAAUUUUUGUCAGCAUUAUUGUACUAUCAUUGUAAAAACUGUUUUACUGAUGUAGAGUUGUAAAAGAACAUUAAAUUCUAACAGUUUCUUGAUUCAAAAUGACCAGUUUGUACAUGUAUCACAUGCUAUUUUCAAUCAUGUUCAUUAAAUCAUAUUUAUGAGAUGCUUUGCUUAGUGCAAAUAAACUGAUUGCCAUGUAACAAAGUUUAAUUUGAAGUGUAUUUUCAUUUGCAGUUUGUACAGCAGUUCUAUUACUUGUAGAUUUUAACAGAUGAUUUAACAUAUAUUGAAGCCUGUGUUAGCUCUAAUAGUGAGGAGUUGCAAAUUGGAAAUUAAAUUUUAGUAAAUAUGUUACAUUGAAAAAAACAUUUUGGAACUACAUAU
Molecule: messenger RNA, 3150 nt
Organism: Saccostrea cuccullata (small rock oyster)
Lineage: Eukaryota; Metazoa; Mollusca; Bivalvia; Ostreida; Ostreidae
Product: mRNA export factor GLE1-like
Exons: 13
Coding region: 96-2405 (769 amino acids)
Biological process (GO): poly(A)+ mRNA export from nucleus
Cellular component (GO): cytoplasm; nuclear pore cytoplasmic filaments; nuclear pore
Molecular function (GO): translation initiation factor binding; phospholipid binding; inositol hexakisphosphate binding
Source: RefSeq, a predicted model, not a curated record